CCCCAAGACCGCUUCCGGCUCUUUUCCUCUGGGCGCUAGAAACUCUCCUCUCCUUCUUUCCCUCUCUCACGAUGCCUUUUGCUCCCCUUUCCGUUCCCUUCGCUUCUCUCGGCCCCCGCCCCUCCUCCUGACACAACGCCGACCCCGCUGCGGCCCUGGCCUCUGCGCUCUGAGCUAAGGCGACCUAAGUUGCGGCUACUUAGAGUGCUGUGCGGGGGUGUGUGUCCGUAUCUGAGUCUGUGUGUCCAUCCCCCGUCCUCGCCCCCUCCCUCGCCCUUCCCCAAAUCUCAGGUCUGACGUCUCGCCCUCUUAUUCGACUUUUCCUUGCGUCUCCUUCCCAAGUCGCCAAUCGCCGGGCGCCUUACCAGCGAGGCCGCCCACUCCAGUGGAUACCGCGGGAAGGGCGGGGGCGGGACCGGGGCGCUCUGACUCCCUUCCCGCCCCAACUGGCCUGGGCCGCGAGGCAAGGGGAGAGGCGCGGGGCUGGGGGUUAAUAUCGGGUCAGCUCACCCCUCCUGCUUCCCGCCCGCCGGUACCUCUCCCCUGAAACCCCAGCAUGGGUCAUGAGUUCGGACCAGACCUUGGUCCAGGGCAGGCGCUGGGCUUAUAUUCAGCCUGCCCGCCCCCCCCUCCUCCUUUCCAGCUAGUACCUCUGUCGCCAGGCCACUUUCAGCCGGGUAGGGAGGGAGGGCGCUAGAAGAGGGUUCGAGGGGUGAGGGGAUGGGCUGGGCUAUGUUCUAUUUGUCUUCAAAGGCUAUCUCAUUACCCAGGGGGGGCAAGGCUGCCCCCCCACCCAAGAGGACCAAACCCUGAAAUUAGCCACAUUAGCGCUGCCUCUGUGUCUUGGUGCGACUCCCUUAGAAACGGUGUGCUCGGCUGGGGGGCUGCAGAGUGGAUGCGCUGGGGGUCCUGGAGAGCCAGGACCAGGAAGCGGGGCCUGCAGGCGGGGGCGGCGGCUAAGUGCGCGUGGGAUGAGGGAGGAGCUGGGUGGCGGAGACUCUAGGAACUUUGCGAGAGUCCUUUGAGAAGUUCGCGUGUAGGCAUUUUCGGUCUGUAGAGAGCCUUCGUUUCACUCUCCUCCCGCUCCCUGGUCUCAGCGCCAACCCGUUUUCUUUCUGCGAGGAUCCUCCCAUGGUCUCGAGUGGGGAUGGGAGGCAAGACUUUUAGUUUAGUUUUUUUUUUUUGGUGGGAUAUUUCCUAAAUCAAACCUGAAAUCCCAGGAGCAGGGCGCCCACCUUCACGGAUCAGGGCGUGCCACCACCGGGAGCCCCAUGGAAAUUCCCGCGGCUCAGGGCGAAAGGCUCUAGGCUGCUGCAGCAGAGACCCAGGCAGAGGCCAGGCCUGCAGCGGGGGCGCUCGGAAACUGCGCGCGGACCGCGACGCCGAGCCGAGGUUGACAGCCUGGCUGCGAGCCGGAAACUGUCCGCGGUGCGCUGAUGGAUAGAAGAAUAAAAUCCGAAUUCCAGCAGAGUGGGAAGAUCGGAGAGUCUCUGGUCUCAGCAGCUCUGGGGGAGCCCGGUUAGAGAAGGAACUCCCGCGGGCACCCAGGGUUCACGAAACUCCCAUGCCCUGCCUUUUCUCGCCAGUCCUCACACAGGUCUGGGACUCCAGUAGGUGUGAAUGCAGAGAAAACUGGGGGCUGGGGGCAAGGGAAAGUUCGCGCCAUCAGAUGUGGGGUUCGGGCGGGGAAACUGAUCUGUGGCCUUCUCAGAUUGGGUCUGGCUGCUUCUCCUAGCCCCUCCCUACCGGGUUCUGCCCGGUGCCCAGAGUUGGCCUUACUUAGCUGGACGCUCCCCUGGAGCAGGAGAUACCAGGGGAAGCUCUGGCUCCAAACAUCUUGCCCGGAGCCUGAUUUCGUUUCUAAUUAAAACUCUCCGUGAAAUGGCAUAGGGAAUCGUGAGCUCGCCUUUUCCCGAAAAAUCUCGGGGUUACAAAAUGGAGGGUAACAUUAUUUCUGGGAGUGUUUCCCAGUUGUCAGACUCAAGCCUCGACAGCCCUGAAAUCCUCGAGUCUGCACCAAGCGGUGGCACCAGACCAGGGCAGAGCCAAGGGCGAGAUAACGAGCAGCCAUGGAUGCCCGAGUGCGUGGCCUGGCGUCCGCACCGGGAGGGAUUUGCGUCUGGUCAGGAAUCCGGACCCCAAGUAUCCCAGGAGACGCCGGCUGGCGGCCUCCAGAGCCGCCCUGGAAUUGGCUGCUGUUCCCCACCAUCUGCCAGGGCCUUGGAGUCCCUCCGUGGGUCCGGAGGAGCAACGGGGAAUCUGGGACAAACUUUGUCAACUUUGCUGUCGGCGAAGGAGGGGCCGGGGGGAAUGGCCGCUCCACGACGCACAAGGCCGGUCCUCAACCCAGGCCCCCGUACCACGAGCCAGCCUGGCCACCGGAGGAGGGGUGCGAGGCCGCGGCGGGCCGCCGGGUCCCCCGCUCCGCCCCUGCGCCGCCCCCACCUGGCCCGCGGCCCUGCGUCCCUGAGCAGCCCGAGGAGCGAAGCGCCCAGAGCGGGCAGGAUGGAAGCGCGCCCCUCAGCGCGAGUGAUCUCCUUUUUCUUUACCUUUCCAGGAUCAUCGCUUUCCCACCUAAGCGGUUUCGCUCCCCCCGCCCCCCACUGCCUUCCUCUGCGCAUCAGUCUAUCUCCCCCGCUUUCUGUGUAUUCGAUUCCGGGGCAUUCAUUUUUCCUUUUUCUUCUACUCCCUUCUUUGUUUUAUUUGAUUUUUCCUCUGGACCACUUUUCAGCUCAUCUGUCUCCCUUUCGCUCCCUCCUUGUCCGCUUAUUUUAUGUCUCUUUCUCCCUCUUCCCGCCUCUGGGACCGUGUCCCCUCUCCCCGCAUCCAUCCGCAUUUCUCGUCCUUUCUUUCCUCUCUCAUCCCAUCCUCUCCCGGUUCCGUCUGCCCCGCCUUGGCCUCGUCCCUUCCCCCGUGGAUCUGCCUCCCCCACGGCAACCCCUCCUCAUCCCUCUUGGCAGAUGAAUAUUUCGCCUUAUUGGACUCUCGGAGGCCAGGGCCGGGUGACCGGCUCGGCCAGCCUAGCACAGUUUCUUCAUGCAUAUUGAGGAGAUGGUAAUGAGCGCGUUUGCAUUGUUGCACGGAAAUACUGCAUUUCCUGCCGCAGUUCGGUGCGGGAGAGGGUGGCAGGGGGCCCAGGAGAGCUCCGUAAUGGGCACCAGGCCUCGUGGCCGCAGCUGGCCCCCAAGGGGUUCCGUGGUGCUGGAGGCCAGGGGAGGAAGUGACCUUGUGGAGCUCAGGGUCUGGCCUCCGCCUCCUCAGGCUUCUCCACAAAGGCCGGCCAGGCUCCAGUCAUUAAAGCCUCGUUAUGGGAUCCCCGCCUCGCUGGCCACCGUGCCUUGGCUCCCCCAUCCCAUGGGCCUCUGAGCCCCCUCCUCUUGUGUUCCCGGGCCUGUGAUGGAGCGCCACCAGGAAAUUAGUGCCUGACACCGUCGUCUAACGGCAAUAAAUUGUUUGUGAUACUGAGUGACACGGUCGCGGGAUCAAACGCAGCUGCGCCGUAUACCCUGCUCCCCUCCCUCCUCCUUAAUCUUCUAAGGUACGUUGGCAUCGCCUGGUCAGGGAAGCUGGCUCGCAGGCCCCCGGCUGUGAAAACCCCCUUGAGCUUGAGAUCAGCCAGACAGAGCCGACUGGCAGGACUUCAUCAUUCAAGAGGAGCCCAUUCCUCCCUGAGAAGUCCCCAGAGCUCAGGAGACAGGACCCAGGCACAUCUCUCAAAGGGGUGACAGGUUAUGGAGUCAGGAGCUUCCGGGGCCAAACAGUUAGGCUCAGAGGGAACCAGUGUGCUCCUUGCUGGAAAGUCGGUAGGGCAUGGAACCCGGCUGGAGACGCAGCAGAGGGGAAGCCUCUGGAUGUUGGACAUUUGCGCCGUUCGCCGUGUUCAUCCCCCGAGUUCUCUUCCGGCUGCACGCUAGGAGCUGAGAGCUCUUGGUUCAAGACCGGAAACGUCAGGAUCUGGCCUGGUGGGGCCCUGUGUCCUGUCGAGUCUCCCAAACUUCAAGCCCUCUGUUACCCCCUCAAAUAUUGUUUGCUUAACGUUUUCCCUUAAACUGACUCAUUUUAAAGUAUUCGAAUAUAUGGUUUUGGAAAGAACACUUGAUACGACUACUGUAAAUUGAAAAGUAGUUAUUACUCACCAUAAAAGGAAAUUGUAAAAGAUAAAAACAACUAAAACCAAGCGAUGUUAAUACAUUUUAGGCAUGUUGCUUGCUUGGGAAUAACUUCUAGCGGUCUGUGUGUGUGUGUGUGUGUGUGUGUGUGUGUAAGUGUGUCUAGACUAGCAGGUGUUGGAAGUGUUAAACACUGAAUUUUUCUCAGAAGAAAUGGGAGAAUCGAAAAGGGAAUGUUUCUUCUUAUUCAAUAAUGUUAAUCAACUGUCUCCACACCACCUACAAUCACAUCGAGGAUGCUAAAAGCUGCACUGGUUUACGGAUUACUAAUGUCAUGCUCUGUUGAAGAGUAUGUUAAAAAUUUAAGCUAAAACAUAAUG
Messenger RNA from Pteropus alecto (black flying fox), 4489 nucleotides. RefSeq names its product vegetative cell wall protein gp1-like. The record is from RefSeq and is a predicted model, not a curated record. The transcript is spliced from 2 exons. Bases 2070 to 3047 code for a protein of 325 amino acids. Lineage: Eukaryota; Metazoa; Chordata; Mammalia; Chiroptera; Pteropodidae.